Penicillium waksmanii is the source of this 933-nucleotide messenger RNA. RefSeq lists its product as uncharacterized. The record is from RefSeq and is a predicted model, not a curated record. NCBI's taxonomy places the organism in Eukaryota, Fungi, Ascomycota, Eurotiomycetes, Eurotiales, Aspergillaceae. Bases 1 to 933 code for a protein of 310 amino acids. The transcript has a single exon.
AUGGCGUCGGAGCUUUUCCAUGACAACUCAUGGACGACACCAUGGCAAUCACCCGAGUUCCCCCCCGAGGAACUCCCCCAUGAGAGAAGAAAAAGAUUUCAAACAAAACCGGGAUGGAGAUCGGGUUGGAAUGGCCAUCUUCCUCGAUUUUUCCAGUUUCACUCGAGGGGCAUCGGCGGUUGGCCGUGGGGCUUUGUUAUCUAUCGCACAAGCUUUGAAGCUACAUCUGACCAGGACUGGGCUGCUGUGAUUGCAAAGAUUGAUCGGUACUGCUACACCUCAAUGGGUCCCAUUCCGAAAGGAUUCGAGCGUCUGUUCCCACCCCAGCCAAAUAUUCGUGAACUUGUUUGCGAGGGCUAUCGAAAUGUGAUUGUCGAGGAUCCAAAGCUAGAAUUUGCCUCGAUUGAAACCAUUCGCAAACGACAUAUUGAAUGGGCCGAGGGACAGGGCUACUCCCGUCAUAUUGGCAGACCUCGAUUUGACUAUUGCCUUGUUCUGGAUGACCGCUCUAUACGGUCGAUUUUGGCAAGUUCAGAGCCAAAGAGUAAUGCAUCUGAUUCUGGUUUAGUCGGAUACGUUAAUGUGAUCGACUGUGACUUUGACCCAGAGGAUCCUGAAAAUGAAUGCUCGGAGUUCUAUGAUGGGUCACUAAGAAUUUGCUUACGCGAUAUUUUCUCCUUUGCUCUAUCUUGUGAAAAUCUCCAGACAGGCGAACAACAAUGGGGAGACUGGGGAAUGGAAAAUCCCGGAAACGUUAUCUAUACAGAUGGACAUUCAUCGCUUAUUGAGAAGCAAGAUGUGUUUCUCUGUCCAUCUGAUUACAACAUCUUUUCCCGCUUACGAGAACCUAAAUUGCCAAGAAACCCGACCAUCACCGAGUCUGAGUAUCGUGAACGGCAGAGUUCUAUCACAAUAGAAAGUCAAGCCGCCUGA